Messenger RNA from Corythoichthys intestinalis (scribbled pipefish), 2910 nucleotides. RefSeq lists its product as uncharacterized. Lineage: Eukaryota; Metazoa; Chordata; Actinopteri; Syngnathiformes; Syngnathidae. The record is from RefSeq and is a predicted model, not a curated record. The transcript is spliced from 9 exons. Bases 1587 to 2786 code for a protein of 399 amino acids.
UCUUCACUGACCAAUUAUAAAUCACCAUUUUGGGGCCAAAAAAAUCUUCCAAAAAUUUGAUUAAAUAGUUUUAUAUGCGAUCAUUCAACAUAAGCAGCAGGUAUAGUCAUAGGCAUAGGCAUUUUUGGCCUUUAUGCAUGCUCUGGUCAAAUACAGCGCAUACAUUGCAAAACAGUGGAAAAAUGAUAACCUAUCUAAAACAAAAAGGGUGACUGUGAAAAGGAAAAGUUCCUCUCCACUAUGUGAUAUAAAUGUUGCACUACAUGUUUUACCUUGCUGUUGUGUUGACAAUCCCUUUAGCGCAGCACUGUCUAAUGGUUGCAUAAAAUAACCCCAGCCUCUACUGUAGCGUUUAUUCCAUGCGCCUUAUAUAUGGAAAAAAGUUUUUAAAUAUGUCAUUCAUUAAAGGUGCGCCUUAUAGAGCGGAAAAUACAGUACUUAAGUUCAUUUGAAUUGACUACAGUAUUUGUAAACGUCUACUUUUGCUUCUGAAACAUGGUAUAUUAUGCAUAGUCCAUUUCUUAGCAGUUUUUGGUUCCAACACUAACAAGCCGAUUUGUUGACUUAUCACAAAAAUACCGUAUUGGCCCGAAUAUAAGACGGUAUUUUUUGCAUUGAAAUAAGACUGAAAAAGUGGGAGUCGUCUUAUAUCCGGGGGCCCAUUCUCGACGCUAGUUGGCGAUGUUCUGUCAUGACAGAUCUCAGCUACUCUCAAGUCAACCAGUUUGCAUUAUUGUAUUGCAAUGUUUUUCCUUAUUCAGAUUUGUUUCAAGACUACAGUUAGACUUCACUUUGAUGGUUAAUGCAGUUAUUGCAAUUUUGCUGUUUUUUGGUUUAAUCACAUUUCAAAAACCAGAAGCCAUUCAUUUACGAAUGCGAUUGCACUUUAGCGUACAUAUUUAAAUGUUCAGAUAUUAAGAUUUGAAUGAGGCAAAAUAACAUGCUUUUUCUCUCAAAUAUAUUGUUAUAAUCAGAUGUACUGUAAUUAUUUUCUGUAUAAAAAUGAAUUUGGUGUUCAAAAAGUCUUUUUUUCAAACUUGAGUCUUGAAAAAGAGGGGGUUGUCUUAUAAUCAAGGACGUCGGCCCACUACGGUAAGAUCAAUCAUUAAGAGUGGCAGCCCUACUGUACCAGCAUAAACCAAUCACGUAUGAAAACGAGUGAGAAAACCUGAUGUGACUGUAAAUGUCAUGGAUGGCGCUAAGGAGGUAGAAAAAUUAAAAUGUUGGCUAGGCGGGCGGAGGAUUCACAUGGUCCUUCAUAUCCAAGUCUACUUUUUGGUCUCCUGAGAAGCUUUCUUACUGUCCCGUCCUUUUUUUUUUUUGGUCCCUUACAUGAGAUACCAGGCAACCAGGCUGGCUAAAAGGGCCACGCAGAUGGCCACCAGGACUUGGCCGCUGGGGUGAUGCAACAUAGCCAUGGCUAGUUGACACGCGUGAGUCGUCCCGUCUGCUGCCGCUGAAACCAAAGAAAACAAAAUGUGGGGAGAAAAAGGGCAGCUCCUGAUGAACCGACAAAACCGAAUGACAAAGCGACAAAACCGACUGACAAUGCUGCAACUGACGAGGUGACUUCAUCUCAAGCGGAAAUGCGAGAAAUGAAACUGCUGGAGCAAGCAUUAGAAAGGGCCCAUUACGUGCGCACUGGCACCAGGCUUUCCGGGAAAGAACCCGAGAGGAGCAAACCCGCUCGGCUUCCGAAGGACUUUGCCGUCACGUCCAAAGAGGCCAAAGGAGAUCGGCCGGCCGGCAAAUCCUCGCGCAAGUCUGCCAGCGGUGACAAAAAAGCACCCAAAAAGCAUGGAAUUUCCAGCUCUUUGGACACCUGCGCAAGCAGAAAGUCGAAACGCGGCAUUGCUUCAAAUGCGUCCGGUAGCUAUCCGAGGACUGUUCAACGUCAGGCUGUCAAAAGCGGAAAAGCGACUGCCUCGGUGAGCACGAGUGCUGCAAGUUGCAAGGCGACCGCUGAGGCCCAAACCGCAUUAUUGCCCGUGAUGUCAUCUCAAAGUGCUGCAAGUUGCAAGGCGACCACUGAGGCCCAAACCGCAUUAUUGCCUGUGAUGUCAUCUCAAAAAGGAGACACGGCAGAUAUGCCGCAAUCCAUCAGAUUGGAGAGCGAGCAGACCGCCGAUUGGAUCUCUGUGAGCCUCAAGCAGAACAAAAUGUGGGACAAAGUGAUGGGCAGUCAUAGGAAAAUUGUGCCCGGGAGGAGUCGCUUCAUGGAGAGAAUGAGAGCAACGUUUCCAAAAGACUGGCCACGCGGAAGCCCGGAGCAGACCGGAGCUCUGGUCAGCAGGCUGAAUCACCGGGUGGAAGAACUGGCCCGGCGGUGCCAGACAAUGGACUAUCUGGAUCAGAUGACCCCGGAGCAAGAGGAGGAAGCGGGGAUGCGAAAAGACGGGUGUUCCCACACGACGCUGGAGAGACUGCAAACAACAGCGGAGGAGCUGCAGAGCAUUGCGUGGAAAGCCAAACAAGAGUGGGAAACGUGGGACCGACGGAGGCCAGAAGGAGCCCUUUUUGACGCCGCCGAGGCGGUCGCGUGUCAUCUGCCCGUGACUGUGGUUUACGCCUCGGAGGCUGAGCUGCAAGAGCUGGAGGCCGUCAGGAUGAGAGUGGCUCUCCUGCAGCAGGAGGUUGACCUCCAGCAGGCCCUUGUGGAUGCUCUGGCCCCGAAGCUAGCCUCAAGCGUCGCUUCUCGCACCGAGCCCAGUGUGCUGAGAGACCUUUACUCCCUGCUGGGUGAAGGAGGUCAGCGUUUCCCUGCCAUCGUCCUGGACUCCGACUAAUGACUCCCCUUUGCCCUGUUGCCUGUUUCUAAUGAACAAUUUGUAAGUGAUACUGGAAGAAAAAAAAUAAAAGAACAUUAUGUGCUAUCCGUCCCUCCGUUUCCUAUACCACACAUCUCAGCUG